GCCAAAGUUUGAAACAACAGCAGUACAUUCCCAUCAUGCUUUGCUGUACCCGCCGAUCCGAGAACCACCAAUGCUAAGCUAACUGUCUGUAGCCACCGGGAGCGGACAUGUUGGAGCACCCCUUCCUUGGAUAAACAGUACUGCUAACGGGGAAACGGGAGCGGAGGGAACGCAUAACAACGUCGUGCGACCAUGGAAGCCGUCAACGCCUUUAACCAGGAGUUGUUCUCCCUGAUGGAGUCCAAGCCCCCAAUCUCACGGGCGAAGAUGAUAUCUAUCACCAAAUCAGCCAUCAAAGCCAUGAAACUUUAUAAACACGUGGUCCAGAUAGUGGAAAAGUUCAUCAAGAAGUGUAAGCCUGAGUAUAAAGUAGCAGGUCUUUACGUGGUGGACUCCAUCGUCAGACAAUCCAGACACCAGUUUGGAGCAGAUAAGGACGUGUUUGGACCAAGAUUCACCAAAAACAUUACGGGGACUUUUGAGAACCUCUGCCACUGCCCCGUAGAGGACAGGAGUAAGAUUGUGCGGGUGUUGAACCUGUGGCAGAAGAAUGGUGUCUUUAAGAUCGAGGUCAUUCAGCCUCUCCUGGACAUGGCAGCCGGGUCGGGCAGUGCGUUUCCAACUGAUUCAGGAACAGAGGAGCCAGGUUCUUCUCCGCCUCCAGACAAAGACGCUGUCACUGCGAACUCCUCCAUGACGCCCCCAGCUCCCAUCCAGAACUCUGAUCCGUUUGCUGCUAUGGCUCAGUUCUUACAGUCAUCGCAGAGUCAGCAGCUCCAGCAGAUGCUGCAGAACUUUCAGCAGCAGCCGCUGAAGCCCGACAUCAACGCCCAGCCGCCUCCAUCUCUUCACAUGAGCCAAAUGCAGGCCCAAAACAUCACUCCUGGUCUGGGCAUCAACACUUCACAACCGCCUCUGUCUUCACAGACCACUGAGCAGAAAACAGCGUUUGACAGGUCUCUCUGUCAGACCCUGCUGGACCGUUUUGAUUAUGACGACGAACCAGAGGGAGAGGAAACGAAGAAGGAUGACACUGUAGCUCAGUCCACUUUUACUCCACAGCCUAUGGGUUUCCCACAGCACAUGGAGCACUUUAAACCACCAGGGGUCAACAUGUCACAUGACCUUGCACAACAGGUUCACCUUCCUCCCAAUGGUCAACCGCAAGCCUAUGGAUUAGCACCAGGACAGGGCUUUCCUGCCAUGGUGCCCCCUGUUGGCCAUACCCAGCCAGGGCAGCCUAUCCCAGGUCCCACUGGGCCUUCUGGUUUCCCAGGGUUAUAUCCACCUCACGGUGCAGCCCAGCAACAGCAGGAUUUGUUGAUGGAUAUAGACCGUUCAUCUGCCAGGGAUGGAAGACAAGCUCCACGGUCACGCUCAGGUUCAAGGUCUCCAAAGCGUAAAAGGUCGCGGUCGAAUUCCCGCUCACGUCGCUCAAGGCACCGACGUUCACCGUCACGUCACCACUCUCCGCGCUCCCGCUCCCAGGAGCGUAGAGAGAGGGAGAAAGAGAGAGAGCGACGGCAGAAGGGCCUGCCGCCUCCUAAGAACGAGACCCUGAGUGUCUGCAGUACGACUCUGUGGGUCGGCCAGCUCGACAAAAGAACACAACAGCAGGACGUGGCCUGUUUACUGGAGGAGUUUGGACAGAUAGAGUCCAUCAAUAUGAUCCCUCCACGUGGCUGCGCCUACAUUGUCAUGAUACAUAGACAAGAUGCCUUCAGGGCCCUGCAGAAGCUCAGCCGGGGGUCGUACAAAGUUAAUCAAAAAGCCAUCAAGAUUGCCUGGGCUUUAAACAAGGGCAUAAAGCCGGAGUUCAAAUCGUUCUGGGACGUUGAGCUGGGCGUCACCUACAUACCCUGGUCAAAAAUCACAGAGGAACAGUUGGAGGAGCUCAAAGAAGGAGGAAUGUUGGAUGUGGAGACAUUUUCACCAGAGUGGAGCGUGGCGAGGAGCGCUCUGGAACCUCCGGAGGAGCUCAACCACAACGGCCGUUCAGAGUCACAGCAACCUGACGAAAUGCAGACGUUGCCGAUGACCCCGGCUGCUGCUGCUGCUCUGCCUGCACAGGUCCGUCCUAUGCAGCAGCAGCAGCAGCAGCCGGGUGUCGGUUCUCUCCAGCCUCCCAUCUUCCCUGCUUCCAUAGGCAUGCCUCUGCCUUCCUUCCCCCCGGGUGUCCCGCCUCCUCCUUUCCUCCGACCUGGCUUCAACCCCAUGCAGAUGCCUCCAGGUUUCCUUCCUCCUGGUACCAUGCCUCUGGGCCCUCCGCCUCCAUCCAAAAGUGUGGUUGAAGAACAUCCGCUGGACCCAGCAAAUAUGGGUAACAGGAAGAACGAUGAAGGACCGGAGCGUCCCAACCUCUUCAACAAUCAGAUGGCUCCUAUUGGAAACCCAGUUGGUGUGCCCCCCAGUGCACCACCUGGUGGUCUUCCAGUCAUGCCCCCAGGAGCUCCUCCAGGAAACAUCCAGUCCAGCCCUGCUGGUUUGCUUGGGGCACGGCCAGGUAUAAUCCCACUCCAACGUCCUCCUGUUUCCCCAGCUCAGCACAUGCAGCGUUUCCCUCCUCCCCACGUGACGACCAGACCUCCUCACCCCAACAUGCCCCCCAUGCCCCCAUCGAUGAUGCAGAGGGGGCCACACCCUCCGAUGAUGCACCACGAGGCUCCUCCUCCACCCAAAGGAGGCUUUGGUAUGCCACCGCCCCACAACAUGCGAGCACCCUUUCCACCACAUGGCCAUGGUCCUCCUCCACCUCCUCCUCAAAAUCAUGGUCCUCCUCCUUUUAUCAGACCAGGGGCUCCGCGUGUGUUAGACGCCCCAGAAGAACUGGAUAGCAGACCGUUCAGGGGCGAUAGACCCGCAUUCAGAGACCGAGAGCCGGACAGAGAGCGGGAAUGGGAUCGGGACAGAGACAGGGAUCGAGACAGGGAUAGAGACAGAAGCCUUGGAGCUGUGAGGCGUCCGUUCGGUGACGUAGGAAGAGGAGGCGCAGUUGACAGAAUGGAAGGGAGGGAGAGGCUCGGAGGUUGGCAGGAGGACGGAGGCAGUCACCGCGGAGCAGGAUGGGAAAGAGACAGGGAGAGAGAUCGGGACCGCGAUCGGGACAGAGAGAGAGACAGAGACCGUGACAGGCGGGACUGGAGGGACAGGAGGAGCAGUCUUGAUAGAGAUAAGGAACGAGGGAGGGGAGGCGAUGAUGGGGAGAGGGAUCACGGCCGCGUAGACGGAGCAGACAGGGCACGGGGAGAUGGAGGGAGUCGAGAACGAGGAAGAGCUGAGGGUAAAGAGGGGGACAGGCCUAAGAGGUCAGAGCGGCGAGAGAGGACCACACGCUGGGACAGGGACGAUCGAUUAGCCGAACUGGAGAACAUGGAAAGAUUUCGGACCUCUAACAGCACAGAGCAGCCGUGUGCAGCUCCUCUGGCUCCCACUGACACCAGUAAAGACAACGUAGGUGUGGAAUCUUCUGCAAAAAAUGCAGAAUCAGAACUCAUAGCUGUGAACCCUGAGGUCCCUGCUGCGAAAGAGGCCGCGCCCUCUGAGCCCUCACCCUCAGCUCAAGGUGAAGCUACGGACAACCCACAGGAAGCAGCAGCGUCAUAGACUGCGUCACACUUCUCCUUCAGCCAGACACUGCUGUUUGUUUGUUUGAGUGUGUGCGUGUGUGUAUAGCCCUGAAAAAUUAGUGUGGCCAAAAUUCAACUCCUGCCCGUUUGUCAGGUUUCACCAUCUGAUGAACGCCUCACACACACACACAUACGUCGUCAGUCAUACCAAAAGAGGAUGUUUGUGGGUUGAUCUGAUUAUGGUCACAAAAGCACGUGAGAAUCAGUACUGUAGUCACUGGCUUUGACAGAUUCUAUUUUUUUUUUCUUCUUUUAAUCAGCUGUUAAAGUGAAAGAAAUGAGCUCUGUCCUUCUGAGGUCAGGGUGAGUGUGUUUGACUCUCGUUAUCACCACUUCACAUUCACUUCAAUUUUUUUAAUCCCUUUUUAUUUGCCUGGCUCUCAGGUCAGACAUUGAUCAUCUAGAACCGCUGUGUUAUAAAAUGAGCUUUUGGUUGUUGUUUUUUUUUCCCCACUAUUGUUUUUCUAAUUAGUUACAAGUGAGAGUUGUCAUUGAGCUCACUGGGUACUAUAAUUAUUACUACUACAUUCUCCCACGGUCCAACAGGAGCCGGUAUUGAAAUGGAUUCCAAUAAAAGCCACACAGGUGCAGUAUGUGACCCGACAGAACAAACCAGUUAAGCGGGCACGGCCAUGUCCUCUCAGGGUUGUUAAGAGGCAAUAAGGACGUCCUGAGAAAUCAGCAGCCAUCGGAUUAUCCUUCUGCAGCUGCUGGACAUUCAUUGUGGUUUCAUACCGACGGCUUCAGUGACAUCAAACAUCAGUGUCAAGGUUACAUCGACAACAUUAACCCAGUAGGUGACUGAACACAGAUUUUUUUUUCUCCAAUGUUUUAGGUUCUCUAAUAAUUGUAAUGUUUUUAAUUUCUGAAGAUUUUUGUGUCAUUGCCAAGACCACGACAUGAAAGCUGAGUGUGCUCACACAUUGAAUUAUGAAGAAAAAAUACUCUAGGAAUGACACCCUAAAAUCUAACACGUCAGUUUUAACGUCAUUUAAAUGUGACAUCUCUCUGGCUACUGCGAUCGUCCCACUGUCACUUUUAUAAAAAUGUCCAAUCAUAUUGUGUGGUUAUUGAACGGCACGGCAUGUCGUGGGUAAAUGACGUCGGAAGUGGAAGUUAUCUCAACUUUAGGAACGGAGGUAUGUGAUGAUCAAUCGGCCUAGGAGUAUUGUUAUGGAUUUUUUUUUUAUUCCAAAUUAAACAAAAAACAUA
Messenger RNA from Cynoglossus semilaevis (tongue sole), 4838 nucleotides. It is a transcript of the gene scaf4a, whose product is annotated as SR-related CTD-associated factor 4a. The transcript is spliced from 19 exons. Lineage: Eukaryota; Metazoa; Chordata; Actinopteri; Pleuronectiformes; Cynoglossidae. Gene Ontology annotation, molecular function: RNA polymerase II C-terminal domain phosphoserine binding; RNA binding. Bases 193 to 3603 code for a protein of 1136 amino acids. Gene Ontology annotation, biological process: negative regulation of termination of RNA polymerase II transcription, poly(A)-coupled. The record is from RefSeq and is a predicted model, not a curated record. Gene Ontology annotation, cellular component: nucleus.